CAGACAAUUUUAUCAAAGAAGCUCGUAAACUAAUCAAUAAAAUGUAACUAAUUGAACUUUCGUCCCCAUUCUCUUUCACUACUCUGUCUCUAGGGUUUCUCAAAUUCAUUCACACACAUUCUCUCUCCCUCCAAUUGUAAUAAUACCUCGUCGCCGGAAACGGAGCGACGUUACCGGAAGUAAAUAAUACAGAAGAGAAAAAAAAAUGUCAGCCAAGAAGAAACACAAACGCAAAAACAACGAUAGCGAUGAAGACGACGACGUUUUCUACUACCGCUACCCCACCGCCACCGCCACCGCCACCGCCACAUCCAAUAACCAAAUCCAAUCAAAAUCAAACAACAAAGCAUCGUCAAUUAUAUCAACAACAGGUGAAUCCUUAGCACCAUCAAAAUCAACACUAUACGUUUCAAAUCUAGAUUACUCCUUAACAAACUCCGAUCUCCACACUCUCUUUUUGACUUUCGGUCGAAUAGCGCGUGUAACGGUUCUUAAAGACCGUCACACGCGCCUUAGCCGCGGUGUUGCGUUUAUUCAAUUUGUUUUGCGUCAGGAUGCGCAACGCGCUGUGACGGAAAUGAAUAAGAAGAUUUUGAAUGGACGGACUUUGACGGCGUCGAUUGCGGCUGAUAAUGGACGCGCGCCGGAGUUUAUUAAGAAGCGCGUGUAUAAUUCGGAGACUGGUCUGUGUUUUGAGUGUGGGGAACAUGGUCAUUUGUCUUAUGAGUGUCCUAAGAAUCAGUUGGGGCCGAGGGAGCGGCCGCAGCCUAAGAAGCCGAGGCGUGGGCUUGGUGGGUUUAGGGAUAGACAGGAGGGUAAUGAUGAUGAUGAGGAGGAGGAGGAAGAGGAUGGGCGGUUUGAGCAAGAUAAUUGGGCUUCCGUUGUGGAUGGUGGAGCUGGUGGAGCAGGUGAGAGGUUGUUGGAGAGGUAUGGAAAUGAUGAUGAGGCUUUGGUUGACAAGAAUAGGAAGAAGAAGAAGAAGAAGAAAGGGAAGAUAGGUGGGUAUUUUAGUGAUGAGAGCGAUCAUGAUGACGAUGAUUGAUCACGAGUUAUGUAGAAUUGACACUUCAUGUUGAAGGUCUUAGAUGUUGCCGUUUCUCUCGCAAAAGUAGCUGAUGUAGACAAAAGUCUAGGGGAUGAAAAGUCAGCUAGUGAUGGAUUUCAAGAAGCCAUAGACUUACUGGAAUCACUUACAUUGAAAUCUGAAGCAAGUGGACUUGAGCAACGGCGGCUAUCGGUUCUAGAAUUCCUUAGAAGCCAACAAGCCGAUAAACAAGAACAAGUUGAACAAACAAUAUGAGGCCAGGUAGAUGCCUUGCGCAAAAAGGAAGCAUCAAUUCAUAUGCAAUAAAUGUUUCUGUAUGUGUUUGGAUACAUGUGUAAAAUAAGCUCAGGUCAACGGAGACAUUAUAAUAGAGGAAGAAGAGACUUUUUCAUUCCGAGUGAUGAAUAUCUCAGUCAUUUUUGGCACCGCCUUUGUCUGAGAUUCUACAACAAAUCUCUCUUUGUAUUUCUUCUACUGUUACUACUAUGCCGAUGUAGUUUUUGUAUCCACCUCUCUAGUUUUGGUGUGGAUCCUCUCCGGUCACUGAAAAGCUCUACUAGGAGAGAGUUUGACAUUGCGAAUAAAAUACUAUUAUUUUAUUCAUAGUGUCUUUCUCUCUCCUUUUGAAACUUUCAUAGUGAUUGUAGAGGAUCACAACUCCUUUAGUACCUUAUUGUACUGGUGCAUAAGGACAAUAGUGAUGGGAUUUUCUUACAUUAAUGUAACUAAUAUACUUAUAUCUAAUAAACAAGAAAUGAAACAACAUGGAGGAUAUGUAAGAUUGUAGGUUGUGUUUCCAACUUGAACUCAUUCUAUAUUAGUGCA
Messenger RNA from Trifolium pratense (red clover), 1870 nucleotides. Its product is annotated as U11/U12 small nuclear ribonucleoprotein 31 kDa protein-like. The record is from RefSeq and is a predicted model, not a curated record. The coding region runs from base 206 to 1042 and encodes 278 amino acids. Gene Ontology annotation, biological process: mRNA splicing, via spliceosome. Gene Ontology annotation, cellular component: U12-type spliceosomal complex. Lineage: Eukaryota; Viridiplantae; Streptophyta; Magnoliopsida; Fabales; Fabaceae. Gene Ontology annotation, molecular function: RNA binding; zinc ion binding. The transcript has 3 exons.